Messenger RNA from Fomitopsis serialis, 600 nucleotides. RefSeq lists its product as uncharacterized. The transcript has a single exon. The record is from RefSeq and is a predicted model, not a curated record. Bases 1 to 600 code for a protein of 199 amino acids. Lineage: Eukaryota; Fungi; Basidiomycota; Agaricomycetes; Polyporales; Fomitopsidaceae.
AUGACUCAAAUCCCUGGCAUCCAGAGUCGGCAGUGUCAGAAAGCUGCCUGGCCUGUCCAUAAGAAAAUAUGCAAGCUGAACCAAGAGACGACGGCCACGCUCGAGGCGCGGCCCGGUGACCUCGAACGUCUCGAUGCUCUCCGCGACUUCACACGCAAACACCGCGCUACCAUCUCCGAAGCUGCCUUCCACGCCGUUCGCCACGACUACCUCCCACCCUCCUCUUUAGAUCCUGUUGCUACCUCGAAGGAGCGCGAAGACGUGCUCGUCAUCGACUUGCGAACCAGGCCAAAUGCUGCCCGCGCACGGCCAGAGACCCGCUUCUACUGCAUGGGUGCACAGCUCGAGACGUUCUCCUUCUUUCCAGAAGAGAAGCUCGACGAGAUGCGCCUCAGGCUUCGGAGCUGCAGAGAGGAGGCUACGAGGCAUCGAGGGCCCAGUAGUGCCGCGCUUGUUGUCUUGAGCCUUCGGGAUCCUGACAUGGAGCUCAUGAACGUCAUGUCGGUCGCGUUUUCGCUCGAUCAAAGCGACGUGGAUGAGCUGGAGAUUCCGUGGAAGCAGUUUCUGAUCCAUAUGAUGAAUGAAGGUAUCGUUGAAUGA